This is a messenger RNA of Empidonax traillii (willow flycatcher), 2906 nucleotides long. It is a transcript of the gene TRIB1, whose product is annotated as tribbles pseudokinase 1. Gene Ontology annotation, cellular component: nucleus. Lineage: Eukaryota; Metazoa; Chordata; Aves; Passeriformes; Tyrannidae. The transcript is spliced from 3 exons. Gene Ontology annotation, biological process: protein phosphorylation; positive regulation of proteasomal ubiquitin-dependent protein catabolic process; regulation of MAP kinase activity. The record is from RefSeq and is a predicted model, not a curated record. The coding region runs from base 108 to 1175 and encodes 355 amino acids. Gene Ontology annotation, molecular function: protein kinase activity; mitogen-activated protein kinase kinase binding; ATP binding.
GUCGGCAGCAGAUGGUGGGCACGGCCCGAGGUUACGGCGGGGAGAGCGAAGGGAUGCGCGCAGCGCGCACCGCCCGGCUCUAGCUCCGCGCCCGCUCCGCUCCCCCGAUGAGCCGCCCCGCGUCCCUCCUGCCGGCCGCCCGCUGCCGCAGCGCCCCGGCCAAGCGCCUGCAGCCCCUCCACGACGGCCCCGCCGAGGAAGCGCCGGCCGCCAAGUGCCCUCGCCUCGCCGACUGCGGACCCCCGGACUGCCUGAGCGCUCCCGGGUCGCCGUGUGCCCCCGCCUCUCCCGCCGGCGGCGGGGGGACGGCGGGUCCCAGCCUGAUCGCCUCGUACCUGCUGCUGCCGCUGGCCGAGCGGGAGCAGGUGUCCCGGGCGCUGAGCGUCAGCUCGGGCCGGGAGCUGCGCUGCAAGGUGUUCCCCCUCAAACACUACCAGGACAAGAUCCGACCUUACAUUCAGCUGCCGUCACACAGAAACAUCACCGGGGUCGUCGAAGUCAUCCUCGGGGACACCAAGGCCUAUGUAUUCUUUGAAAAGGACUUUGGGGACAUGCACUCCUAUGUGAGGAGCUGCAAGAGGCUGAGGGAAGAGGAGGCUGCCCGGCUGUUCAAGCAGAUCGUCUCUGCUGUAGCUCACUGCCACCAGUCAGCCAUUGUACUUGGUGACCUCAAGCUCAGGAAAUUUGUCUUCUCUAAUGAAGAAAGGACUCAGCUGCGUCUGGAGAGCCUGGAAGACACGCACAUCAUCAAAGGCGAAGAUGAUGCGCUCUCAGACAAGCACGGCUGCCCGGCGUACGUCAGUCCUGAGAUCCUAAACACGACAGGGACUUACUCCGGAAAAUCGGCUGAUGUGUGGAGUUUGGGAGUGAUGCUCUAUACCCUGCUGGUGGGACGCUACCCUUUCCAUGACUCGGACCCUAGCACUCUGUUUUCCAAAAUCCGGCGUGGACAGUUCUGUAUUCCUGACCACGUCUCCCCCAAAGCCCGAUGCCUCAUCCGCAGUCUCCUGCGGCGGGAGCCCUCCGAAAGACUCACUGCUCCAGAGAUCUUGCUUCACCCUUGGUUCGAGGCAGUCUUGGAGCCUGGAUAUACAGACCAGGAGACGGGAACUUCGGAUCAGAUUGUUCCAGAAUACCAUGGAGACAGUGAUGAUAUUAGUUCCUUCUUCUGCUAACCCCAAAAUCUCAAAAACCUUGUCAGUUCCCACCUCCGCCGUCUUCGUAGGGUUUCAUUUUUCCACGUGUGCAAACUCAGCAGCAUCUUAAAGUGCCAGUAUGGUCAGAAAAGUGACCUUGUUUAAAUGAACACCAACCUGGAGAUCUCUGCUUCCUGAGCAUACUCAAGGUUCCAUCCUCUUGCCCUGCUGGUCGGUCUGUCCAGAGGACCUGUGCAGCUUUGUGAGAACUGUCUGGCUCCCCCGUCCUCCGUCGGUGUAAAACUGGUUGCAUCUUGGCCGCAGAGUCUUACGGCUGGCAAGGAGUGGGAUGGAAAGGCAGCCCCUUCUGCUCUCCUGUGAUGGCUGCAGAGGUGUGGAGCCCUGGCCACGAUGUGUAGGGGCUGGGGGCACGAGGUAUGCCUCUACCUGAGCAAAUCUGACAGAAAUGGUGAGAAGGGGAAUCACCUCGGCGUGCCACACCAGCCAGCUCACAAAGCAGCUCUCUGACUGUAAGAACACAUUAAUGAGGGAAGGAGGUCUUCACCCCCCACGGCCAGCUGUCUGCUCACUGCUGCUCCUCCAGCUGAUCUUGCUUUCAGGGGCAUGAAGCUCCUAGAUCCACCUCUAAGACAAAUCACUGCUGUGGGUGUUUCUGAAGCAGGAACCAUUGGAUCUCCCAGCCGGAUCCCCUCGCUGACCAGGAAAGCAUUUUAAAUAGACUUAAGCCUCAUGUUACCACGGUGUAGCCUAUAUAACUUUAUGCCCUCAGCGAGCUUGUCAAGUAGCAGGUCUCGUUAGCUCCGAGUGCCAAAACAUAUCCGUUUACCAAACUGUAACACUAUCAGCUGGGGCGCCUUCCCCUGGAAAAGGAUAAGGGGUGUCUUGUACAGUACCUAUAAACAUGGCCAUGUUUUCCAACCAGCUCAACUCUUAAAAACAUCACAUCACCUCUCCUCUUCCCUCCACCCCCCAAAAGUUAGUCUUAAAUCUCCUUACACCCUUAGUUGAUUAUUCGGGUAUACUGUUUGCCUCCAGCCCUUUUUUUUUUUUUCCCCUGCAUGAUUAUUCAUAGUCUUUCCAAUGUGUGUGGGUAAUGAAUAUAUCUAAAUCAUUAGCUUCCUGGGUUGGGGGUAAGUAAAGCUUAGUCCUGCCUAAAAUUUCUGCUUCCUUUCACAUUUGUGUCCAAUGCUUAUGCAAAGAGAUGUCCGUUCACCUAAGGCAAGAGUGCGACUUCUGAAAUGGCCGUGAGGUGGGUCAUGCAUGUUUUCAACACCCCACAGUUAGAGUGAAGUCAUUUUAAGGGUUAACCCUGGCUGCAGUCCCACCACCCCUUUCGAGAAUACCAUGUAUACCUCAUGGACUGUGUACUUUGUACAUACCUUACUGUUUGGGGUUUUGUUUUCUUGUUUUGUUGUACUUUGUUUGUCCUAAUAAGAGGUGUUGAAGAGCAAUUUAAUGUGAAUUAUUGUUGGCAAUACUAACUUGACAGAAUCAUGAGCAUUAAGAGCAGAGCGCUCCAGCUCUCCAUUGCACUAAACCUCUCAUGAUUGCUUGACAUUUGUAUCUGUGAUACAGUUUAACCCUUCUAUGAAAAACAGUACAUUUGUAUAUAUUGGUGGAAAAUUCUGCCAGAAAAGCUAAAAACACUAUGUCCAAUUUGUACAUAUGUAUAUGUCUGUGGAAACCUGGAUGAUAAAGUCUGACUUGUAGAAAGUUUUAAUAAACUUGGUUUCAUAAUGUUUGUCCCCA